AUGCCAGCAUCGCCAGAGUCAGGCCCUUUCGGCUUGAACGGCUCCUCGCUGGGCCAUGACGACCCGCCUGGCAAAAUCAGCCCGAACUCGUCUUUGGCUCUCCAGCAACGAACACCUCCUCCAGAUAACUGGCGCCAUAUCCAGCCAUGUUCCCAUCUUACCAAGGUUUUGGGCACAAGUGCUCAUGAUACAGUUAUGGCGACGUAUAAGCAGGCGGUGGCCAUUCUGGUCGCUGUGAACCCGCUGCUCAAGGAACGGCUCGUGUUCCGCCUGAAGAAGGACGGCCUGGAGCUCCCGCCAAAGACGUUUAUGGACUUGAAACAUAAGGUGAUCAGAUGUAGUGAUUGCCAGCUUGCAAACUUCCACCAGGUCUUCUUUUGCUUGCAGUGUCCGCAUGUCGGUUGUUACGAGAAACACGCUAGAGAGCAUGCGGUGAAACAGAACCAUAUGUUUGCCAUAGAUGCUCAGAAUGGGCUUUUAUUCUGCUUCCAAUGCAGCGACUACAUCAACCAUUCUGCUCUUAACGAUAUUAGACUAGCCGUGGCGUCGAUGGAUGAGAUUCCGCCUUCCGCCGCUAGAGAAGACGUGCUACACGAACACUACGAUAAGCCCUCUGCUGUGGCUGUCCAGGGACUUAAGGGUAUAGUCAACUUGGGCGCCACAUGUUUCAUGAGCUGUGUUCUUCAGACGCUACUUCACAAUCCAUUGGUGAGAAACCACUUUUUCAAUAACGACCUACAUUUCUUCAACUGCCCUUCCGCACAGCAUUACCUUGAUGACAGCCAAAUCGACAGCUCCCUGGCGUGUAUUACGUGCCUGGUUGACGCUGUAUUUAAACAAGUCUACUGUGCAUCUUCCAACGAAGGUUUCGGCAUUACCACACUUCUACAGACCGCCUGGUAUAAGAAUCAGCUGCUAGCGGGCUUUUCAGAACAGGACGCUCACGAGUUUUGGCAAUUCCUACUUAAUGAGUUCCACAACGACCACGAGAGAACAUUGCUGAAAUCCCAUUUGGAUAUUCCAACGCCAGAAAACUGUUCUUGCAUCACUCAUACCGUUUUCUCCGGAGAAUUAGAAAGUUCAGUGUCUUGUGGCAGUUGCGGAUUCGUCAGGCGGACCGUCGACCCCUUGGUCGAUUUAUCCCUCGAGGUGAAUGACCUUAACCACAAAAACAACACACUUUACGAAUGCCUCGACCAGUUCACUCACAAUGAAGCGCUAGACGCCAAAUCCAAGUGUCAGUCAUGCGGCACCGAGUCCAAGCCUUACCGGUCGCUCCGGAUCCGCAAGCUCCCACCGGUUCUUAGCAUUCAACUCAAACGGUUCAAGCAUAACCAUACAAAUGACACCGCCUCUAAAAUUGAAGUCAAGGUGGAGACACCUCUAUACCUCAAUUUGACAAAAUAUGUCUCAGAGUACGACGAAGGCAGCGAUGAAGUCGACUCUGGCAAGGUCUACGAGCUAUUUGCCGUGGUCACACAUAUUGGCUCCGUCAAUACCGGUCACUAUGUGGCCUUCAUCAAAACAGCAUAG
Molecule: messenger RNA, 1533 nt
Organism: Candidozyma haemuli
Lineage: Eukaryota; Fungi; Ascomycota; Pichiomycetes; Serinales; Metschnikowiaceae
Product: ubiquitin-specific protease
Exons: 1
Coding region: 1-1533 (510 amino acids)
Biological process (GO): protein deubiquitination
Molecular function (GO): zinc ion binding; cysteine-type deubiquitinase activity
Source: RefSeq, a predicted model, not a curated record